UGCUGGCGCAACAGGUUCCUUAAGAUAUUCCACGAUCUCAUCUCUCAUGGGGUCUGGAUUAUCGAUAGCAUCUCUGAAAAUAAAUAUAAAAAUACAAGAAAGUCAAAAAAUGGGAAAUAAGAGCUGUUGUUUGGGAAAAGCUGAAGAUGAAGAAUAUCCAGAGAAGCCGAACAAUUUUUGUAAUAAUGUCAAGAAGCAUAGUAAAACAUUUUCGACUAUAAACGGAAAAAAUAUAAAAGGGGAAAGUUAUUCAAAUUUACAACAUAUUAGUGAAAGGGAACCUGAAGAUAACCUUAAAGACCCUUCAAGUAAUCCGUCUGCUGGUCCUUUAUUUGUGUCUAAAUCAAAACUUGAUCUACUUAGUUUAAAUGAAAAGAAAAGAGACUAUAAAAAUUCGACUAGGCAUCGUAGUUCUUCGUCCUUGCUUCCCACCCCUUUUAACGCAGAUACUCACCUUUCUUCCUCCUUCACGACUGCGAGUCAUGUUCGCCGGGCUACCAGUUUUAAACCUCACACAAUCAUGCCAAAUCCACACGGAGGCACUAUUCAUUCUUCACGGUAUUAUCGCGAACUUCGUCGUCCUAGUUCUUGCUCCACCAUUUACCUAGAUGAUUGCACCGCCAGUCGCCCUCACCUAAAAAUGACGGUGAAAUCUCUCGCGCUUGCAACUUACUAUCAUACGCGUCGCCUAGAAUCUCCACGAGCUCACAGUUCUGGAGAUCCUUUAUGCAAUACCCGCGGCUCCAAACGUAGUAGCAGAAGACGCGAACCCGACUCACUUAUUUUUGAUGAAACGUUGCAUCCACUAAAUAAAGAAACUCAUCACGAACGAGAAAUGAAAGAACCAGAUUUCAAGACGAUCUAUAAAUUUUUACGUAACCUAUUCAGCAACGCUCAACUCACGGCCGAAUGCGGGGUCAUUGCUUUGGUAUAUCUCGAGCGGCUUUUAACCUACUCCGAACUUGAGUUAACGCCCAGUAUUUGGAAAAGAAUCUUGCUGGGAGCCAUUAUAUUGGCUUCUAAAGUGUGGGAUGAUCAAGCCGUAUGGAACGUCGAUUAUUGUCAGAUUCUUAAAGAAGUUCCAGUGGAAGAUGUAAACCAGCUAGAAAAAGAAUUUUUGGAGCAUUUGCAAUUUAACAUAAAUGUGCCUUCUAGCGUUUACGCCAAAUAUUAUUUCGAACUUAGACUUCUCGCCGAAAAUAAUGAAAUGUUAUCAAAAUCGAAACCACUGGACAUGAAGAGAGCUAAAAAAUUAGAUGCCUUAUCGCGUUUUGAUAAUGAUGCUUUUUACAAGAACACUGUGGCCAAUCUGAUUAAAAGAAAAUGCUUAAGCGCAGAAUGUUUGCCUCAGCCAGGGAGGCUUUCCAGAGUCGUAUUAUCCUAAAAUAAAAACAAAUUUCGUAUUACUCCUCAAAUUUUAAAUUUCGGCAUCAAUCAUAAUGAUUUAUAUAAUAUUUUCGACGAUUUAUAUUUAUUAAUUUUUUGAUAAGAAUUAUAAGACCCAAUAUUUUUUUUAUGUUUUAAAACAAUUUUA
Messenger RNA from Gordionus sp. m RMFG-2023, 1534 nucleotides. Its product is annotated as cyclin-Y-like protein 1. NCBI's taxonomy places the organism in Eukaryota, Metazoa, Nematomorpha, Gordioida, Chordodea, Parachordodidae. Gene Ontology annotation, cellular component: plasma membrane. The coding region runs from base 47 to 1384 and encodes 445 amino acids. Gene Ontology annotation, biological process: regulation of canonical Wnt signaling pathway; regulation of cyclin-dependent protein serine/threonine kinase activity. The transcript has 10 exons. The record is from RefSeq and is a predicted model, not a curated record. Gene Ontology annotation, molecular function: cyclin-dependent protein serine/threonine kinase activator activity; protein kinase binding.